GGUUCCGGUUCCGCUCCCGCUCCCGCUCCCGCUCCCGGCGGCGAUGGCGGUUCCGGGGCUGCUGCGGGCGGCGGCGAUACUGGGGCUGUUGCGCGCGGGGCCUGGGUCGCCGCUCGCCGCCGCCGGGAAGAUGAAGGUCGUGGAGGAGCCGAACGCCUUCGGAUUGAACAAUCCAUUCCUACCUCAGACAAGCAGGCUCCAGCCAAAGGUGGCCCCCUCCCCGAUGUCAGGUCCUGUACAUCUCUUCAGACUUGCUGGCAAGUGUUUCAGUUUUGUAGAAUCCAUGUAUAAAUACGAAUUUUGUCCUUUCCAUAAUGUUACUCAGCAUGAACAGACCUUUCGGUGGAAUGCCUACAGUGGGAUUUUAGGAAUCUGGCACGAAUGGGAAAUUGACAACAAUACAUUUGUUGGCAUGUGGAUGAGGGAAGGUGAUUCCUGUGAGACCAAGAGCCGACAGACAAAGGUUCUUCUUGUUUGUGGAAAGAGCAAUAAAUUGGCUCAUGUGUCUGAGCCAAGUACUUGUGUUUACUCCUUGACAUUUGAGACUCCUCUUGUUUGCCAUCCUCAUUCUCUUUUAGUUUAUCCAACACUGCCUGAAGCUCUACGAAUGAAGUGGGAUGAAGCAGAACAGUCUCUUUAUGAUGAAUUAAUAACUGAGCAGGGAUACAAAAAAAUGCUGAAAGAGAUUUUGGAGGAAGCAGGACUGCUAAGAGCAACAGAAGAAAAGGAGAUAGAGAUACAAAAUAAAAAAACAUUAAACCUGGACUUCAAAACAGUGGAGAAGUGCAACAAGGAGUAUGAACAACUUUCCAAAGAAAUAAAAAAGCUUAAACAUUUAUUAACUCAACAUGGCAUUGUAUAUGACAGAAACUCAGCUGAGAACACAAGUGCUGAACACAGCGUGUCUAAAUUGUUGACUGCAAAGCCAACUAUUCUUAAUGGCUCAAAGGACAACGAACACUUGCGUGGAGACACGGGAAUCUGGAAUGACACCCUCUGAAGAAAUUUGUCUGGGAGAUGAAUCACAUAUUUGUAUAGCGAAUGGAGCAAAUUGAAUGUAUAUCAUGGCACUGAAAGGGUUUACCAGCUGUCUGUGAGUAUUUCUAACUCCGUAUUCCUGCACUAAAGCAAGGGGAAGAAAAGCAGCAGGUUAAGCUCUGGUGUUACUUAUCGCUGUCAGCGGUCACAGUCCAGUUUUGAAGAUUGCACAAGUUGUAAAACAUUGUUUGCUGAAAGUAGCCUCAUGCAUUGGCCUGGAAGACUAAUUCUGCAAUUUCAGUGUUGGGCUCUCAGCUUUAAUCACCUACUGCACAAACUGGAAUAAGAAGGUGGUAGGUAGAAUAUGUAUUUGUCUAAUGUAGGGGUGAAGAGUUUUAGUUCCCAUCCUGGACAAAUUAGAAAUCAGUUGUAAAGUAUGUGUAGCUUGUUGGUAUUUUGUGGGAAAGAAGAGAUUGUUUGUACCACCUAAUCUGGGAGAAGUGACAAAAUGAGAAGAAUGGGGCAAGGUGGAACAUUUACAUGCCAGAAAGUAAAAUCUGUAUGCUCGAGUUCCAGAUAAAUCAUAUAUUUUAAAAAUAGAAUUACUUUAAAACUUGA
Molecule: messenger RNA, 1596 nt
Organism: Alligator mississippiensis (American alligator)
Lineage: Eukaryota; Metazoa; Chordata; Crocodylia; Alligatoridae
Gene: GNPTG
Product: N-acetylglucosamine-1-phosphate transferase subunit gamma
Exons: 11
Coding region: 44-1000 (318 amino acids)
Cellular component (GO): Golgi apparatus
Source: RefSeq, a predicted model, not a curated record